Messenger RNA from Fusarium vanettenii 77-13-4, 819 nucleotides. RefSeq lists its product as uncharacterized. Lineage: Eukaryota; Fungi; Ascomycota; Sordariomycetes; Hypocreales; Nectriaceae. The coding region runs from base 1 to 819 and encodes 272 amino acids. The transcript has 3 exons. The record is from RefSeq and is a predicted model, not a curated record.
AUGGAUGCAUUGCAAACUGCGAAAAAGGAAUGGGGGAAAGGCCACGAAGAGGGUCCAUAUACAUCCAUGAGAAUGGUGAAGUAUCUCAUUGACCAAUCAGGCUUAUCGCUCCAGGGCUUCGUCAGCCACCCCCAUCAGACGCUGAAAGAAUGGACGUUUCCCCAGACGUUGAAGCAUGUUCAGGCACAACGCAGAAAAAACUCCCCUGAACUGGAACUCACCUGGAACUCGAAAACGGGGCGUUGUACGGCCCUAGCUCACAAGGUCUCCGGCAGACUUGAGGAAAAAGGCCCUGAUACAUUUUGCUUUGAACAUUUUAAUAUGACAUCGGGUAGAGCGGGACAUCGACUUUCUCGAUGCCGAAAGACCGGUGUCGUGAUCGACUCCAGUUCUACGGUUGGAGCUGCCAUGGUCCCCGAGCUAACAGACUGGAUUCUCGUUGGCAAUGUGAAGUGUAAAUUCGAUGGAUCUCAGUCCUGGACUGAGAUUACACGGUCAGGGGCAAGUAACCUUGCACUUGAGGACGAGGGAAAACAGAUACAGAAGAAGAGUCCACCAAUCACCCAUGAAGAAGCGCAGGCCCACUGCCUAAGUGAGGUUGCUCAACAGGUACCGCUCCUCACGUAUUUCCGGUCAUUCCAGAAUGGACAACCAAAGCUUCAUGGGAUGAUGAAAUUCCAACUUGACACCAAAGGAAAUUGGCGACAGCUAGAUCUUAUACCAGACCCUGAAGUCAAAGAUGGCCAAAAGCAUACCGGUUGCAUCGUCUGGAACCAAGGUGGUACAGAGGCCACAAAAGGAGUACCAUCUCGCAGGUAG